AUGGCCAUGGAGGCGAAAUCGGGCAGCGGCGCGGCGAAGGGAUGGAUGUCCGUCGCAUGGUCCGCGAACGGAGGGAUGGCGGAGAGCACAGCCGUCAUCGGCAACAUGGACGGCGGGAACGUUGCUGGUUACCACAUUACCGGUUACACCAUGGGCACGGUGAAGAAGAACGGGAUGGACAUUGGCGGAGACGCGGGGACGAGCAACGAAGGCGGGUCGACCGUUGUGAAGUUCCUGCGACGCGAGAGCGACGGCGGGGAGGUGAAGAUUAAUCUGAGCGGGAAGAAUAAGCUCGUGUGGGCCUACUCGACGGGUUCCAAGUCGCUGGGCUACCAUGGCGGCAACUUCGGACUCGCUGUAUUUUUCUCCUGCCCCUGUCCUCUUUCCCCCUAUUUCACUCACCUUUCCCCCGAUACCCCCCUCUUGCGCUUGCCCCUCCCCCUCCCCUCCCCCGUUCCAGUGGGAGCCUCACGGUCGACUUCUCCUGCCAGUCCGCGCCUGGUGCGGGUAGUGGUGGGGGCGGGAGAGGGGGAAGAAGGGGAAGGUGGGGAAGGAGAGGGAGGGGAAGGAGGGGAAGGGGGAGAGGGAGGGGAAGGUGGGGAAGGAGGGGAGGGUGAGGGGGGGGGCGAAGCGGGAGGUGGUGGGGGCGGAGAGGGCGAGAGCGGCGGCAACAAUGGGGGCGAGAGCGGUGGCAGCAGCGGUGGGGGCGAGAGCGGUGGGGGCGAGAGCGGUGGGGGCGAGAGCAGUGGCGGGAGUGGUGGGAGCAGCGGUGGAGGGCGGUGA
Closterium sp. Yama58-4 is the source of this 783-nucleotide messenger RNA. Lineage: Eukaryota; Viridiplantae; Streptophyta; Zygnematophyceae; Desmidiales; Closteriaceae. The record is from the annotation of a GenBank genome assembly.